Messenger RNA from Haliotis rufescens (red abalone), 6714 nucleotides. Its product is annotated as serine/threonine-protein kinase unc-51-like. Gene Ontology annotation, cellular component: cytoplasm; autophagosome. NCBI's taxonomy places the organism in Eukaryota, Metazoa, Mollusca, Gastropoda, Lepetellida, Haliotidae. The coding region runs from base 315 to 3164 and encodes 949 amino acids. Gene Ontology annotation, molecular function: ATP binding; protein serine/threonine kinase activity. The transcript has 28 exons. The record is from RefSeq and is a predicted model, not a curated record. Gene Ontology annotation, biological process: positive regulation of autophagy; autophagy; protein autophosphorylation.
GGUCAAAACCCAAACAUAAUCAGGUGGUCACUGACAUACGAGCGCAUUGAGAAGAAAGAAUAAAUUUGCGUCGUCAAAAGCAACUGAUUACGUCGAUGUCCGUGAAGAUCAGGAAGAGUAUUGACAAUAUUUAACUUCAAAAUGGAGUCCUAGAUUUUAUAUGAGUCAUGUUGGACUCUUGCGAUCAUGUAAAUCGCCUUUAACCUAGCCAUCAAGGAUGGCCCCGACCAGAUUCUGUCAGCUCUGGUCGUUCUUCAUUUCCAAUAUCAUUUUUAAUAUCAGUCCAUAGGUCUUGGAUAUUUCAAGAUACAAAAAUGGAGAAUCUUGGGGAGUACGAAUACAACAAGAAAGACCUCAUUGGUCAUGGGGCAUUCGCUGUUGUCUUCAAGGGACGAAAUCGAAAGAGACCCGACAAGGCGGUCGCCAUCAAGAGUAUAACAAAGAAGAACAUUGCCAAAUCUCAGCAGCUCCUCAGUAAAGAAAUCAAGAUUCUCAAGGAGCUGUCUGAUCUCCACCACGAAAAUGUUGUUGGUCUCAUGGAUUGCAAGGAAACUACAAAUCAUGUCUACUUGGUCAUGGAGUACUGCAAUGGAGGAGAUUUGGCUGACUAUCUUCAGGCGAAGGGUACACUCAGUGAGGACACUAUAUCGCUGUUCCUGCGACAGAUAGCUGCUGCCAUGAAGGCUCUGAAUGCGAAGGGUAUCGUUCAUCGAGACUUGAAGCCACAGAACAUCCUCCUGUGUUACCCAGGCAGGGCCAGCCAGUCAACUACAAAGGACAUCAAGCUCAAGAUUGCUGACUUCGGCUUUGCUCGCUUCCUGCAAGAUGGUGUGAUGGCAGCAACACUGUGUGGGUCUCCUAUGUACAUGGCGCCGGAGGUGAUCAUGUCGCUCCAGUACGACGCCAAGGCUGACCUGUGGAGCAUCGGCACCAUCGUCUUCCAGUGUCUCACAGGCAAAGCUCCCUUCCAGGCACAAACUCCACAGCAGCUCAAGCAGUUCUACGAGAAACACAGCGACCUCAUGCCCAAUAUACCAAGUGGGACAUCUCCUGAACUCCGAGACCUGCUCUUGAAACUGCUGAAAAGAAAUUCCAAAGACAGGAUAGAGUUUGAAAAUUUCUUCAGGCAUGCAUUCCUCCAGCGAUCUGCCCCGAAGCCAACAAGCAAGUCUGCCCCAGUGCCAGUUCCCCACCGGAGUGCUAGCUUCUCCUCGGAGGGGUCGACACCCAAACAUGCCACCUCCGCCACGCCCCCAGCAGCCCACAUGGAAUACACACCCCCACAUUCUCAUAGUGCCGUGAAACCCGAUGUCCUUCCCCAGCCAUCCCCGCCAGACGAUGCUGGCUUCCUGAAGGUAGACAAGGAGGAGAUGGAUGUCCGCAAGAGUCCUACAGAGGACUUCGUGUUGGUCCCUGAAGGCGAUCAUAUUGAUGUCCCUGUGAGUGCUGCCCCUAUUGCUUCGGAAGAGGAUAUGGACACUCUAGGUGACGCCCCUCCCUCUAUGAAAACAGUAGCUGUCCAUGCCCAGGUUGGCACAGCCACAUACAAGAAGGAGGCACAGACCAGUCCUAGUCGACCCAGUACCUUGCCAGUCAACAGCCCACCGUCCCCACCCUCCUCCAACCCCAUCCCCGUCCCCACACAGGCACGUGCAUACCAGAAGAUGCAGCAGACAUCGCCCACUAGUCCCCUUGCUCGGAGGGUGCCAUCGUCAGCAGAAAUGAAACAGGAAUGUGUAGAGAAGGAGGUUGUCUUGUCUCGGCAGAGUUCGGAAACAAAGCUGUGCACCGGACCAGGCAUUGUCUCCCUGUCUCCACCGAGUGUCCAGUUCAGCAUCGGCACUCCCCCCAGUACGGGGUCGUGGAAGAGGAACAGCACCCCCCCUAGUAAGACUGGCAACACCCCGCCUAGUGUUACUGGCUCACCCCACAGAAAAGCUAGCCUUGCCUCACCCAGGUUUUCUCCCCUCCCGUUCGGGGGAGGUCCUGGCUCUUUACCCACAAUCCUCGGCUCUCCGACUAAACUUGCUGCAUUUAACCUCGUGCCCAGUCCGGAGAUGAUGCCGCUUGAACCAGUUCAUGCACCGUUUGGAAAGUUCAGACCAAACACAUACCCAGAAAGCAUUGCUGCCAUUGCAGCUUCUCCAGAAGCCAACAGGUUAGAGUACCCCCGGUCCGAUUCCGACCCCUGCUCCCUGGCCCGAGGGGGAACAAGCUUGCUCUCUCAGCAGCUGCUCAAGGCUGCAUUCGGCACACAGACAGGAGCGGGUCAGAUGAUCACCUACAGUGGGAGGACAGGGAGCCGGGAGCGUCUCAACUCAGGGGGCAGUGACAAGACAGGCUCCAUGGAGAGGGAGCGAUCCUCCUCCUACUUCCGGAGAAGCAGCAACUACAAUAUGGAGACAUCCCCACCAGCAUCUGGCUUGUACGCCCAGUCACCGCCUAAUAUGGAAGGACCAAUCACAUUUGUUGCUCCGGAGCUGUCAGAGGAAACCUUGAUGGAUGAACAACACAAUGAGAUCAUGGCCAAGUUGAGCUUUGUCCUGGACUUGGUGGAAUGUAUCAUGGAACUGGCCCAGGCCAGGGGAGCUGCCCUCAGCACAUUCAAUGACUCCGUGUCAUGUAAACAGGGUGAGAGUUUGCCAGCAGAACAGCUGCCUAGAUUUACAGAAGCUCAGAGGCGCCUGGAACAGCUAGUGCUGUUUGUGAGAUCCCUACACCUGCUGUCCUCUGCACUACAGUUAUCUCGGCAGGAGAUCAAAUCGGGACGCCUUCACUCCUCUAAUGCCCUUAAAGCAGUAUUGAAGCAGAUGAAUGACUACUACCACCGGUGUGUUCUGGAGUGUCGACAGCUGCACCAGAGACUGGGGACCACGUGUAAAACCCCCCUCACUCCCCAGCUUGUGGUGGCCACUGCCGACAAACUCAUCUACAACUACGCAAUCGAGAUGUGCCAAGGAGCUGCCCUAGAUGAACUCUUUGGUAAUCCUAAGGAGUGUUUCCGUCGCUACACGGUGGCCCAGAUCCUGCUCCACAGUCUGGCACAGCAGGCCCCCAACUCCCGGGACAAGGACCUCCUCAAUAAGUACAAAGAGUCUGUAGAGCGUCGUCUAUCAAACCUACAGAGUCAAGGUGUGAUGAAUCCGUAUGAUGCUUACAGUUGAUCUAUAGGCUUCUCCCAGGACUGAUGGACUGCUCAUCUACAGCUGAUAGACCAGACUAACACCUACCUAACAUACAAAAUAGGAUAGUUCUUGUGUCAAGACCAGACUACAACCUACCUAACAUACAAAAUAGGAUAGUUCUUGUGACAAGACCAGACUACAACCUACCUAACAUACAAAAUAGGAUAGUUCUUGUGACAAGACCAGACUACAACCUACCUAACAUACAAGAUAGGAUAGUUCUUGUGACAACAAGCCUCACAGUUAGAGGACCUGUCUCUGCUUCUGUGUAUUCAGCUUCGGGACCAGUGUAUUGUAGUUGAACAGCUACUGGUCUACAGCUGGAUGCUUGGAAGGGACUAGUCUGCCUUUACCCUGUCUGUUGCACACCUUCAGGUUAUGUGUACUAUAAUAUCAGGUUACCACUGGAAAUGUAGCGUGAGAAUUGCAACAGUGAAGUGUGGACUUGUUAAUGUAAAUUUGCAAUCCUAAAAGUAUCAGCGUCGACAUUAUGGCCCUAACCUGGUCUUUAACGCACCAAGAUCAAACCAAUUUGUGAUAUCGUCAGUUGAUUGACAAGGAUAUUCACCAGAAGGCUUGUCUCUCAACAGAAGAACUGUCUCCAUCAGUCGUCUUGCCAUCGGUUGUUAGGACCGUCAGUGUAGAGUGCAGUCAUUGAUAACAAUGACUACCCUAGAGGGACUCCAUGGACUAGAGUUAGGCUAGACAUCCUGUGUGACAAAAGAGUGGAACUAUUGAUCAUACCUCAUUUCCAGUUGAGAAUUUUGUUACUGAACCAAAUACUUUAUGGCAUAACUGAUUUGCAUUUGAUUUACUACUGCCAUAUUGUUCUGAGUUGACACGGAAGUCGGAGUUGCAUGUGCCAAAUACAAAGGGAUACCCACAGCUCCUUUUUGGGGACCUGUUGCAAGGGAACUUCAGUGACUCAAAUCUUGCAUACUGCAAUUUUAUUUGCAACAUACAACACAAAUUCUUUCACAGAUGCAUUUCAGAAUGCAUUCUAGUCUCAAGGGGGGAGGCUAGGCUGCUGAAACCUUUGGACAAGAACUAUGUUGAUAUAGUGCUUUUAUGGACCCUUACAAAUACCUCUGUUUCUGUCUUUCUGACCUAUGAAAAUAAAAGGGAAACGUACGUCGGAAAAACCCAAAAUACCAAGGAAAAGGACUUGAAACAAAUCAAUAUAAUCCAUGGUAAGAAGAGCAGCUACAUCGUUGACAUUGUUGAUUUUGUACAGAAGGCACUGGAAAUUCCUCCACGAGGACGUACCGCUGUGUGGACUUGUUUUGUGUCGCUUGGCUAUGUGAGUGAUGGACAUGUUCGUAUUACACCAGGAGGUGAUUAUACAAGGAUGUGCUGUGUUGUACCAGUUAUGGUAAUAUAUUAUCUGCUUUGAAGGGAGUUGGUCAGUUGUGAUGCAUGACGUUGUGACAGGGAUGAGACGUGUUCUGGGAAUGUAGCUGAUAGCACAGUUGAUGCUGAAGCUCUUCUUAUCCCUGUCGGGAAGCGCUGGUGUUGUACGACAGUGAUACUGUGUGUGUAUAUGUGACAAUCUAACUACGACUAACACGUCUGUGUAAAUUAUAUGUUGGUAUUAGCCUAUUCAUCUGUUUGAGUUUGGUUAACUGACCUUUAUCUGUAACAAAAAGAAAAUGUUUUUAGGUGUGUGGUUAUUUUAACACAAAAAUUUGCAGUUUAUGUGCGAUUUUAUGAUUGCUUUUUUGUAGCAAAAUUCAUUUUAUUGUGGACUAGUCUUAUUUGUCAGUGCGUAUUUUUUUCAUCAUUUCUUUCAAGUAUGUUGCUUAUUAUUUUCAGUUAUAAAAGCUGUUACUGGUGAAAGAAUUUUACCUCUUGACAAAAAGACAUCAACAGAAUUUAAGUUCAAUCGUAUCUCUUUUAGCAUGUAUAGAAAUAGAAGUAGAGGCCAUGAAGUCAUGAACAACAAAUAUUAUUUUUGAAUUUUCAGUCGGAAGACACAAUUAUGAUUUACUAGUCACUUGAUAUGCGAUGCCAUUCACCUAGUCUUUUAGCUACCAUUUUAUACAACAGGAACUUGUACUCUGCUUUUAGUGACACAAUUUAGAUUUGUUCCACAAUCAGUGAAGGUGAUAUAGCCUGUAUCCUACAACAAACUCUGCAGUUCUUGGUCUAUAGUGCUAUGUGUAUCAUAUAUAACAUGUCUUUUAGUCACGUAUCAACCGCCCUAGGUUCUAUUGCUUGGUAGACUGCCUAUGAAGUGUUCAAUAUCAAGGGAUAACCUUUAGGCUUGCUGAAGAUGUAAACGCAUGUAGCAUGUCUAGAGCACCUGAAAUCUUGAGUUUGUGACACUUGGUUAUGACAAGGACUUUCAUGCUUAAGUUUAAACGCUGCCAUAGAUAUAUUCCCAUAUUUGGUGCCAUUCCCAACCAUUCCUAUCUGUAUUGUAUUCCAGCAUUGAAUUGGUUCCAAUAGAAUUGUUUCAUGUUGAAAUAGUAUACUCACACUUGGUGUGUAAAUUUAUCAAGUCAUAAGUCUCCAUAUUUGUUUGUACAUUUAUUUCAACUUAUGUGAUGUAUUUAAGUUGUAAUUUAUAAAUAUGAAAAAAAUUAACUGUUUCUUUUAUGUUAAACAUAUGAACUUUGCUUAUAGUAUAUUGUGAUAGAAGCUGUUUUUUUCUAUAGAAUUUACCAUGCAUGUCAAUGUAGAUAGCAUUUUCACAUGGAAUCUUGUUUUAUUUGUACAUAGCCCUGUUGAAAGUGCCUGACAUCCAAAGGCAUUGUGUUAUAUUAGAUGUAAAUAGCUGAAAGAUUUUAUUUCCUUUUAUUUAUUACCCCAUGCUAAGAAAGCAACAACAAGUCUGUGAAUGUGAUCCAUGUUGUGAUGUGUAUUGUCUGUACACACGAAGCCUACAGUCACCAUUGCGGACUGCGUAUUUAACACGAUUAAUUUAAGAUAUGUGUGUGAAAGAAUGUUUUAAUGCAUUUAGACUUUUUAGUAUAUGUGUAGUUAGCACUCGUUGUCGCCACUGUAUAGUGUCUCAUCCCUUUAUGCAAUAUUCACAUCCUCUAUAUAUUUUUUCUUUCUGACUCCCAACAUGGGAGAAUGUGUUCUUCAAUCUUGAAGUUCCAUCUGCAUUCUCUUCGUGACCCCCAGUAAUCAUGUGUGCGACAUUUUCGCUCUAGAAAUCACUAGGAUCUCCCAUACUGAUGGAGUUGUAUAAUAGACCUAGCAAUUAGCCUUCAGGGACUGUUGUUUGAUACCUCAUCAUAAAGGAGUGGUGAAAUCUCAUUCUGGUUCUGGUACUCCAAGCUUAGUGCUGUCUGGAGUCACUCUGUGUAAUGGCAGGAGGAUAUGCUAGCCAUGGAGAACCAAGGUCAAGCAUCGUUUCAUCUCUUGUCCUGAAUUACCGAGCUUUGUAUACCAGCUGUUUCAUCGUCAUCUUAUUGCUGUAAACUGUUCAUGUAAUCAGCGUCACAAUUUGUCAUCAAACCAAUUUUCCACUACCAUGACUCUCAAGCACCAUCUCAACUUGAAUAAAUUUAUUACGGAUAUC